AUGUUCAAUUGCACGUGGAUAGCAGAGGGAGAAGACCGAGGUCGUUUCUUUAUGGGGGCAUCCUUUGGACGGUACAAGCAAGCAAAUCCCUCAUGGACCCAGGCAGUCAAAGAAGCAAGGUUUUCUUUAAUAAAUGAUGCGGACAUGGUAUUGAAGGGAUACACUAUGGUCAAUUGUCCCGCCUCCGGGAAAGGGAUUUGGUUCGGAAACUGCGCCGAGGUAUAUCCUCUACUGCACAUGUUGAAGGGCAAUCCCAACCCGGGCGCUGUGUAUGGAAUAGCUGUGCAUAGGAAAGGUGUGCUCCACAGCAAUUAUGAAGAUGGUGUCUCGGGAUGGGCUUGGAAAGCCGUACGAAGGUUGUGUGCUAACUGUGAGGAGCUCGUACGGAUGUGGGGUGGAUUGCCGGCUAACUUCGAGCCAUUUGCCGAUGUAGGUUGCAGCCACUGCACCGUUGACUACUAA
Molecule: messenger RNA, 462 nt
Organism: Penicillium digitatum Pd1
Lineage: Eukaryota; Fungi; Ascomycota; Eurotiomycetes; Eurotiales; Aspergillaceae
Source: RefSeq, a predicted model, not a curated record